Messenger RNA from Pocillopora damicornis (cauliflower coral), 1944 nucleotides. Its product is annotated as nuclear receptor coactivator 4. Gene Ontology annotation, biological process: response to hormone; intracellular iron ion homeostasis. NCBI's taxonomy places the organism in Eukaryota, Metazoa, Cnidaria, Anthozoa, Scleractinia, Pocilloporidae. The record is from RefSeq and is a predicted model, not a curated record. Gene Ontology annotation, molecular function: transcription coactivator activity.
CUCAAAUAACAGCCUACCGCUUUAAGACGAUUUGCGACCGUAAGACCGGUAUCUCCCUGUGAAGGAUUCAAAGAACUUUCAUCUUACUCUGGUAGAUUUUAAAAUGGAUUGUAAUGAGAGUGUGGCUGUUCUAUUUGGGGAGGUGGCUAGGAUAAAAAAGGAUUUGGACAAAGGAAUUGCUGAAGUUAGGCAAGUGAAAGCUAACUUGAAAUCUACGGCCUCAGAUUUGAAAUCCCAGAUUCGUGACAGUGUCAGUCGCCAUAUAGAGGCAUUGAGAAAUAGAGAAACAUGGCUACUUCAACAGGUUGAGGUUGUACAGUGCAUAAAAGAUGGUGUUCUGCAAGAGCAGAUUGCUGCAUUUAACAAAGCUCUUGGAAGGAUCCAGUCAGUUUAUGCUUUGUUAGAACAGAACAGUGAGCUCCUUGAUGCUGAAACCUUGGAAGAUCUUGUGAAGGAAACUUUGCAAGAUGUUAGUUGCCUGAACUUAAGUCCUGAGGAAACCAAUAUAAUGAGCUUUGUUGCUCAUAAUUUUGAGCUUCAAGAUGUCAUACACAAAUUUGGAGCACUGCUUUCUGAUAGUCGUCUGGUGGAGGAGCAGAUAACAUUUAAAGAGUGGAUCAGAGAGAAUAAUGGUAAAAGUUCCCAGCAAGAUAUCCUGAGAGCCCCGUCUUCAGAAUUGAACAUCCAUGACUGGCUCAAUCAGAAUGCAGUGCUGACCAGGAAAGCUCCAGAAAGUUCACUUUCUUUACCUCAGUAUCCCUUGGAGUACUGGCUAAGCAAAGCACAACCACAAGGCAAGCAAACAGAAAAUGGGAGUAGUUUGCCAAGUGAAGACAAGGAAGAUGUGGCUGUGGUAAAUAUUGAAGCAACAGAGACACAAAGGUGGCAUAAAGAUUCAUUGAUGACAACUACACUCCCUGAAAUGUCUUCAGGUUACUUCAAAAUUGUAAGAAUGUCUGAGUCAAGUCAGUGGCUCAGGAAUUCUGAAGGAACAGGAGAACCUUCUUCCUGUGCCACUCGGGAAACAUGUGUGAAAACUGAUUCUGUGCUGGAUCCUGGAGAAUGGUUGAUGGAUGCAUCUGCCACAGAGUCUUGUAAAGAUCAUGAAAGUCAUACCAUGACUUCAGUCUUCACUGGUAUUGAGAAUUUGAAAGCACAUUUGGCUUCUCAGGCCAACCAACAAUGGCUGCUUCCUGGUAGGGAGAGCAUUUCUGAAGAAACAGGAGCAGAAGAGCUGAUAAGUAGUGGUAUGAAGUCCUACAUUGACUCCCUUCCAGUUGAGAGCAACUGCUGGCUGUUACCUUCAUCAACAAAUAAAGACAUUUGUGGCUGGCUGGCACGCACUUCCUAUGACCAAUGUAAGAAAUGCCCAGUUAUGUGUUCAAAAGGACUCUUUAAAGUCUUUGAUGAGAUUGCAAGUCCUCAGGAUGGUUGGCUUAUGUCACAAGAACUCUAUUGAGUCCUGAAAUUAAUGAAUAGUAAAUGUUCCAAGUUUGACAAUGAGAAAACAUUCUAUUCUCCAAACUUUGGCAUUGAUCUAUGAACUCCACUCCUGUGGUCACUGUGCGGUAUUUUAUUUUAUGAUGUAGUUUAUCAGGGGGUUGCUCAAGCACUGAAAAAAGCUUUUUUACAGGAUAUAGCAAAGUAAGGGGCUAAAAUUUUAACAGUUUGAAUCAGUUUUUCUCAAUUCUGAUCUAAAACCAGUAUUAUCACCAUAUUAUGAUUCUUUUACUUGCUCUACAUGUAGCAAUACUUUGUCUAUUUUGAGGUGUUAUGUUCCCCAGAGGAACAUCUCCCUUCCAUCAGGUUUACUUAACAAACAGGGAAUCCAUGUCAACACAUAAUAUUACUAUAAUGAAAUGAACAAAUUAGCUUUGCUUUCAAGACACAGGUUUCUGUUAGCCAGUUUGGCAUGGAAUUGCAUUAAGGUGGAGAUUAAAUGUU